GCAGUUUUAAAUAAAAAGACAAUAAUAAAACUUGUACAUUAGAUCUGCAUUUCUGCUACUUAUAUUAAUCUAGUUUUUUUUUUAAUAAGUUGGAUAAUAAAGUACGAUUGUGUCCUGUCGUUAGCAAAAUGGCUUCCACAAGGGGUUGAGAAAACAACCAGAAUCUAAAAGUAAACAAUAAUUAUAGAAUUAGAAUUCUGUAGUGAAAAUGACUUCUACAACCGAUGAACGUUCAGUUUAUGCUAAAUUAGAAGCCGUCAAAGAGAUUCGGGCUAAAACAAUACAACUCGAGAAAAUAAAAAAUCGUCUUAUACUUGAAAUUGAGUCUCAAGAUCAAGAGGAGAAAUGUCUUUCAGAAUACAAACAAGAAAUGGAAUUGUUAUUACAAGAAAAAAUGUCACAUGUCGAAGAAUUGAGGCAGAUACAUGCAGAUAUAAAUGCUAUGGAAGGAGUAAUUAAGCAGUCAGAAGAGAGCAGGACUAGGUCUUUAAAUUAUGCUGUUAGAUUACAUGAGGAUUAUGUCCCACUUAAGAAUGAAAUAGACAGAUUAAGAAGGGAAUGUUUAGGUUUAGAUCCUCUGCCUGAGCUUCACGAAGAGGAAGGCUCAGCUAUAACACCAGAGCGAUUUUCUCAGCUUUACAAUUCAAACAAAACCCAAUCACAAAGUUACAACAAAUCUAGUGAUUGGACUAGACCAAUAGCCCCCAAUGAAAGUUCAACUAGCUCCUUGGCACCUCCUUUACCACCAACAUUUUUACCGCCACCAAAUCCCCUACGUUUAGUCACAAACAAACCAGAACCUGGACGCCCUGGAAGCUUGGCUCCUUCGCCUCACACAGGACCCACUCCUACAUUCAGGUCGGACAUUAAUCUGAGGCAACAACCACCUCCUAUGAAGUCGUGUUUGAGCUGCCAUCAACAGAUUCACAGAAAUGCACCAAUUUGCCCUUUGUGCAAGGCAAAAUCUAGGUCUAGGAAUCCAAAAAAACCAAAAAAGAAAGAUCAUUAGAGAUUUAGCUGCAGUUUAUUUUGUGUGUUGUAGAGAUGAGUAGUAGAGUAGGCGUAAUAAGUGUUUUAUGUUGCAGGAUUAUUUCAAUUUUUAAUUACUGUAAAGAAAAAACUUCUGGUAACUGUUUUUCUUGGAAUAAUGACUAUUUUUAAGAUUAUUGAUUACAAUAAAAGUACUUUGUUGUGUAA
Molecule: messenger RNA, 1197 nt
Organism: Tribolium madens (black flour beetle)
Lineage: Eukaryota; Metazoa; Arthropoda; Insecta; Coleoptera; Tenebrionidae
Product: zinc finger C4H2 domain-containing protein
Exons: 5
Coding region: 209-1009 (266 amino acids)
Biological process (GO): positive regulation of neuron differentiation
Cellular component (GO): nucleus
Source: RefSeq, a predicted model, not a curated record